GUGAUGCUUAGCGAACCCAAAUUGAACGCUCGGCUAAAGAAAACAAUUGUAUUUUGAAUACUCUGUUUUAAAGAGUCAAACGCAUAAAACAAGACAUUUCAACUGGAAUUGACACCGCUAUCAAACACAUCUUAACGGCGCACAACGGGAAGAGUAUAACCGGCACGGAAGGCAUCAUGGAUCAGGACUAUGAGUGCAGGCUGCUCAGACAGAUCAACAUUCAAAAUGAGAACGCAAGCCCAGUAAAAGCGUUAGGAGCAGUGCGGGCACUGACACCCACCAGCUCCCCCCUGUCCUCCCCUAGCAAGCAUGGUGAUCGCUUUAUUCCCUCCCGGGCCGGGGCCAACUGGAGUGUCAACUUCCAUCGUAUCAAUGAAAUUGAAAAGUCGCACAAUCAAAACAGAAAAACCAAAGAUGGCACAACGGACAGCAACAAAGCGGACGGUCUGGCUUACUCAGCUCUGCUAAAGAACGAGCUGCUCGGAGCAGGCAUCGAGAAAGUCCAAGACCCCCAGUCAGAAGACCGCCGUCUACAGCCAUCUACUCCUGCCAAGAGAAGCCUUUUUAGUUAUUCUGUAAGUACGAAGAGGGCUCUACCAGAAGAAGAUGGAAACACAGUCUCUCCAUAUUCUCUAUCGCCUGUUAGUAGCAACAGCCAGAAACUGCUGCGGUCGCCAAGAAAACCUACACGUAAAAUAUCCAAAAUUCCUUUCAAAGUCCUGGAUGCUCCAGAGCUUCAGGACGACUUCUACCUCAACCUAGUGGACUGGUCCUCUCUGAAUGUGCUCAGUGUUGGACUGGGAACCUGCGUCUACCUGUGGAGCGCCUGCACCAGCCAGGUGACACGACUAUGUGACCUUUCUGUGGAAGGAGAUUCUGUUACAUCAGUAGGCUGGUCAGAGAGGGGUAACCUGGUGGCGGUGGGGACUCAUAAAGGCUAUGUACAGAUCUGGGAUGCAGCAGCAGGGAAGAAGCUCUCUGUACUAGAAGGACACACAGCCAGAGUGGGUGCGUUGGCAUGGAAUGCGGACCAGCUGUCAUCUGGGAGCCGCGAUCGGGUCAUCCUGCAGCGGGACAUCAGAGCCCCGCCUCUCCAGUCGGAGCGACGUCUCCAAGGACACAGACAGGAAGUCUGCGGGCUCAAGUGGAGCACAGACCACCAGCUGCUGGCCUCGGGUGGAAAUGACAACAAGUUACUUGUGUGGAACCACUCGAGCGUCCUCCCGGUGCAGCAGUACACGGAGCACUUGGCUGCAGUGAAGGCCAUUGCCUGGUCACCCCACCAGCACGGCCUGCUGGCCUCCGGAGGCGGCACCGCCGACCGCUGCAUCCGCUUCUGGAACACCCUGACCGGCCAGCCCUUACAGUGCACAGACACCGGCUCUCAGGUCUGCAACCUCGCCUGGUCCAAGCACACUAAUGAACUGGUCAGCACACAUGGUUAUUCCCAGAACCAGAUCCUGGUGUGGAAGUAUCCCUCUCUCACUCAAGUGGCCAAACUUACUGGACAUUCCUACAGAGUACUCUACCUGGCCAUGUCCCCUGACGGAGAGGCCAUAGUGACGGGAGCUGGAGAUGAAACACUUCGGUUCUGGAACGUCUUCAGCAAGAUGAGAUCCACUAAGGAAUCUGUAUCCGUGCUGAACCUCUUCACCAGGAUUCGGUAGUAAGCACGCCUCUGUACCGAGAGGGAAUGAAGCCGGGAAGGGAAUUUAUCUUUGUAUGUAUCCGGCUGUAAAUGGGCCCCUUCUUCGAGUUUCACCUCAGUAGUCUACAGAGGGCCCCCUCGAUCACCUUAGUUGUUUAGCCAAGUUGUAGCCAGAGGUGGGAGUGAGCUGGAGAGAUGCGCAGCCUUGGUGUCGAGGGCAGAAGAGAUGCGUAUGUACAGUAUUCCACUUCCUCCUGAAUGACGGAGCCACCUCCAACAGACCAGUGAUCUGAUGAUGAGGAGAAUUUGGGGGGCCUUUCUCUCCCCGUGUGAUUAUGUUUUUGUUUACAGACUGACGUUGUGCUUACCUGCCAAAUAUUGCGUUUGUCCUUUUGACUGUCUUAUUUAAUUUAUUUAGUUAUUUUGUUUGAUUAACAUUUAUUCCGACUGGUGCGUUUGUUUCAAAGGCUGGUAGAAUUCUUUUUAUGUGUGUAACUGCAGUUUUUGGUCUGAUCUGUGGAGUAUGUUUGGCUUUGUUCAGGUUUUGCAGAAAAAUCCAGGCUUUGUCUUUUUGUAUUUUACUGGGAGAUGAUAAUGUUUCACGCACACUGAUAACCGAUCACACAAUCCUGUGCCAUUUCGACUGUUCAUGGUUCACAAGGUUUGCACAAAUGGCCUUGAUCUCCUUUUUAAAGUCUUAUAUUAAGUUAAUUUUAGCCUAAUAAUAUUAAGCAGUAUUGUUUCAUUAUCUCAAGAAAAUGUAAAGGCAUAUGGCACAUCUUAGAAGAAAACAAUUAUUUGGUAAUACUGUACAUAAGAAGUAACAGUUGCUUACAAAAGUAUAAUUCACAGGAACAUUUUAAAGUGACUUGUGUGGAAGAUUUUUUACUCGUAUUGUUUUCCUACUUUCUAAAUUGAAAAAUCAGACAAGGGAAGUUAAAAUGAAAACACUUUGGCUUUUCAGUGUAGUUUGUAACCGCAACUAAAGCACACAGUAAAAACAUUUGGGAUUACAUCAGUGAAACGCUGCUGCUUUGUGUUGUGUCUGCUAAGAUAUUCAAGCUCAGGGCACUUGUCUUUCACCACUUCAGACCAUUUUUGUGUUAAGCAGUCAUGCAAUUCUCUUUUUCUGAAAAAACAAUUCAUAUCAUCUGCAAGAUUUUCUCCCAGUUUUCAUUGUCUUUUUUUCCCUGUUUGAAUGUCUGAGUCAACUAGCGUGCCACAUUUAAAUGAAUGCUAUUUAUUUGUGUUGUGAAGAAAGGUUCUUGUACAGAAAUGGCAUGUCUGUUUACUAAUGUUAUCUGAGGGAAGUUGAUGGGCAGUUUCACUGCGAGACUUUAUGGAAAUUUCUUUUAAUGCCACUUCAUAAUCAAGACAAUGCUGCCAACUUGAAUUACAGAAAGAAUGUUAAAAGAAAAUAUUUCUGUACUGAGAGAUAAUCAACAAUUAAAUGAUCAUAUCUUGUA
Centropristis striata (black sea bass) is the source of this 3114-nucleotide messenger RNA. RefSeq names its product fizzy-related protein homolog. Bases 177 to 1667 code for a protein of 496 amino acids. The transcript is spliced from 14 exons. Gene Ontology annotation, biological process: positive regulation of ubiquitin protein ligase activity; anaphase-promoting complex-dependent catabolic process; positive regulation of anaphase-promoting complex-dependent catabolic process. Gene Ontology annotation, cellular component: anaphase-promoting complex. The record is from RefSeq and is a predicted model, not a curated record. Gene Ontology annotation, molecular function: anaphase-promoting complex binding; ubiquitin ligase activator activity; protein binding. Lineage: Eukaryota; Metazoa; Chordata; Actinopteri; Perciformes; Serranidae.